Messenger RNA from Penicillium argentinense, 1422 nucleotides. RefSeq names its product D-arabinose 1-dehydrogenase (NAD(P)(+)) ARA2. Gene Ontology annotation, molecular function: D-arabinose 1-dehydrogenase [NAD(P)+] activity. Gene Ontology annotation, cellular component: cytosol. Gene Ontology annotation, biological process: dehydro-D-arabinono-1,4-lactone biosynthetic process. The transcript has a single exon. NCBI's taxonomy places the organism in Eukaryota, Fungi, Ascomycota, Eurotiomycetes, Eurotiales, Aspergillaceae. Bases 1 to 1422 code for a protein of 473 amino acids. The record is from RefSeq and is a predicted model, not a curated record.
AUGCGACCGACCAGGCCGCUCUCCGCGAGCCUGCCCCCCCUCAUCAUGGGCACGGCAACAUUCAACUCGCAAUACAACGCAGACCCCUACGCUCUCCCAACAACCGAACUAGUCCAGCGCGCACUAAGCCGUGGUAUCCGCGCCUUCGAUACAAGCCCCUACUACGGACCCGCCGAAGAACUCCUCGGCCGCGCCCUCGCAACAAACACCGUAACAAACAACUACCCCCGCUCAUCCUACCACCUCCUCACAAAAGUCGGCCGAAUCGCCUCAUCCUCAUUCGACUACUCCCCAAUAUGGAUCCGACACAGCGUGAAACGCAGCCUGCACCGCCUACACACAACCUACCUCGACGUAGUCUACUGCCACGACGUGGAAUUCGUGACCCCCGCCGAAGUCCUGACAGCCGUGAAGGAAUUGCGCCGACUCCGCGAUGAAGAAGGCGUCCUCCGCUACGUUGGUAUCUCCGGAUAUCCCGUUGAAACGCUCAGCGCGCUGGCGGAAAUGGUACUAGCGGAGACGGGCGAACCGCUCGAUAUCGUCAUGUCCUAUGCGAACUAUACGUUGCAAAAUACCCGUCUCGCCUCCCUGGCUCUGCCCCGUCUUCUCGCUGCGGGCGUGGAUGUUGUUCCCAAUGCGUCGCCGCUGGGUAUGGGGUUGCUUCGUCGCGAUGGCGUGCCUAUCGGUUCAAUGGGUGAUUUCCAUCCUGCGCCGAAUGCCUUGCGCUCGGUUAUUCACGAUGCGGCGGAGUGUGCUGCGCGUCGGGAGGAGAAGCUUGAGGUUAUUGCGAUUCGAUUUGCGCUGGAGACUUGGCUCUGCGCUGGGUCGAAGGCUGGUGCGCUCGGUGCGCCGUUGGCGAGAGCCGCGGACACGGACCCUGGGUUUAUUUCCGUGGCUAACAUGGGGACUGGAAAGAGACUUGGUGUCAGCGUGAUGGGCGUCAGCAAUAUCGAUGAGUUGGACGAGACGUUGCGGGUUUGGCAUAGUAUUGUGGAUGGUCUGGAGAACUGGGAUGACGAGGAAGGCGAGUAUGAGGAUUUCGAAGGCAACAUUCGAUCUGUUGGACCUUCGACACCGAAUCCUGCCGCACUCGCUGGCGCGGUCCCUUCUUCUAUUUCCCAUGCUUCGAAUAUCAUGACACCCUCCGAAGGCCUGAUUACGGAUCGGGCUUGGUCGCAGUCUCGACGGGAGAAUAUCUUGCAGCUUGCGAGCGAAAUUCGGGAUGUUCUUGGUGCGGAGUGGAUUGAUUAUGUCUGGGCUAGUCCCUCGCCGGAUUUCAAGAACUCUUUGUCUGAGGAGCAUGUUGCUGCUGUGAGGAAACUGGAGGUGGAAGGAGAGGGAUUGUUGUUGCCUGUCACUGAUGCCGUCCAGACGGAUGCGAUGCUCACGCCGCCAUUGGAUGCGGAACGACGACUUGAAUAA